UUUUGAUAAAUGGAAAAUUUCACGAUCGAGAAAAAAUACUUAUUUGAUAAUUCUCUAGUUGCAAGGUGACCCGAGACAGAUCACCAUACAUACGAAAGUGUAAUAUUGCACAUAAACAUACUUAUGGUAUAAUACAACUAUUCAGUUGUUAUCCUACAAUUCAAUAAUUAAAAGUACAAGAAAACGAAAAAAAUGGAAAUUGCAGGACCCACUAUUCAGGAUCCAACUGGUUUUCAGUUUCUUUCCGUUUGUCACUAUGUUCUAAAAUUGGGAAUAUUCUUUUACAAUCAAAAGUUAAUUUCCCCCGAGUGGCAUAAUCAUUCUACUUUUAUUUUAAAUAGAUACUUUGAGUACAUCCACAAUUCUGAAAAUGAAACCGAGACAAAACUUCAACUUCUCCGAGGAAUCCUUAAUGGGACUGAUCUCUAUGGUGGGGGCGAAAAUGAAACACUUGAUAUGAAAUAUGUUAAUGAAACAUAUCAGUACAUCAUUAGUAAUGCUCUCUUUUCUCACUAUGGCAACAUUAAAGGAUAUUUGGUCCAAAUAAUAUACAAAGCAGACAACAUAACUUAUUUAUCACUUAAGGAGAAUGUGUUAUGGCAUUUAGCAAAGAAGUACAUGGGUCGAGAAUAUUGUUCCUCUAGAUAUGAGAGUAUUUCAAUUACUAAUUUAACAAUGCAAAAAGUUUUCAAUGAAAAUAUUUGGUCAUUAUUUCCCGAACCGCAGGGGAACCCAGAAAUAAUGGAUACUAAUUAUAUAUACGCAAUGAUUGGUUUAAAAAUCGCUCGUUCUGUUGAAGCUACUGCUGUGAAUCUAACAUUCGACAGUUAUAUUCGUUUGGCAAGAGAAAUGGAAUUAAGAUCUUUUGAAAAUAAAAACUAUAAAUUGGUAUUAGAAUUAUUUGAAACGCCGGCAUUAUUUUAUUACGCUUAUAAAGAGAAGAAUGCAAUUCUUAUAAAGUAUGGAUUAAUUUUUUGGAACGAGAUAAAUUUACACAAGGUAUUUAAAACAUUCUUUAAUUCUUCUGCAAUUUUUGUCAAAGAAAAUGAAAAAAUUGAAAGCAUAGAAUCAUUAGAAAAUGAAUUAAAAAAUUAUAGAACAUUUAAAAAUAGAACAUCAAUUGCCACUGAAUUACUUAAAAAAGUUUGUGAAUAUUCAAGUAAUAAUGAUGUUUUAUCAGUAUAUGUAUCCAUUUAUAAAACUUCACAAUGGUUAUUGAAAUUUCUUCUUCCGGAGCGUUGUCAAAAAAUCGAUCUUCCUGACUUAGAAGCUAUUUUCAAUUCACAAUUUGAUUACCCAAUGACGUUAUUUAAUAAAUUUUAUCAGAUCUAUUUUAGAGAGGCAUUUAAAAAUAAGAAAGUAAUUGAUAAAAUUAAUUUAAAUUCUACUGUUGAAUUCGCUAAUGUUGUGCAAAAAUCGACUAACUGUUCUUUCUGUGUUCCAACAGAAAAGAAAAUAAAUGCAGACAUUCUGAUUAUUUUCGCUGUUAUAAUGAACAAUCAGACAGAGUUUUAUGCCCUUAAGCAGACCAGUAAUGGUUCGAUUUUGCUUUUAAAUAGUAAAAAUAAAGAACAAUUUGCUAGAAAAAUUGCUAACGAUACCACCUUAGAAAUGGAAGUUCAAAAAGUGGCAAAAAUUCUUAAAAAUCAUGAUGAAAAUUUUAAUGUUUUUAUUCAAAGAUUAGCGGAUGUGACAACAGAAAAGAAAAUAAAUAAAUUGAUAUCAGUUGCCAGGAAUCCAACAAUGAUUGAGGAAAAAGUAGAAUUCUUAAAAUCGUUGGUACCACUUUAUACUUGCAUGGAAAGUAAAAAAUCCGGAAACCAAGGAAAAAUAUUAUUAAGUUGUGGUCUAGAUGCUCUUAGUCUUCUAGGUAGGAACGAUAAAGAUAAAUAUUUGAAAAUUACAUGGAAUAGUAUAAUUGCUUACGCAGUAAAACAAAUUUCGUCAGUAUUUCAAAAAUUAAGAUCACAAAAUAAAAAUAAGGAAUCUGAAUCACUAUCGAAUAUGAAUAAUAAAAUUUACGAGAAAGAUUUUCUAAUUGCUUCAAGAAAGAAUUUAACUGAAUUUAUUGAUAAAUAUAAAUAUAACCUUACACUGCAAACAUUAAUUCCUGGUUCUGAACUAUCUUACCAAGUCUGUGGAUCCACUAGUCGGUUUCUUCGAAAAAUGAUACGUGACGCAUUUUCAAAUUUAAUAAAAUUUCCAGAAAUUGUAGAUUUUCUAUUCUCAGUGAAAUUUGCCUCAAGUAUUACCAUUGGGAAUACAAGAUUAUUCCCUGAUAGUACUGGACUUAUACCAAGAGUUGUUAAGUACGAGAAAAAAUUUAAAGUCGUUAGAUAUUUUUAUCCUGGAGGAUUGAACUAUUUUGGACCAAAAUGUCAAGUAUCAGUUAAAAGAAUUGCUGAAGUGAGAUAUGUUAGUGUAACCCAAUCUAGAGCAGGUGUAGUGCUGGUAGAAUCUGAUACGGGUGUAAUUUACAACUUGUAUAAUUUGGGAGAUGACACAUUAUCACCUACCUUUCUUACAAAGUCGUCAAAUGAUAGUCUCGUAUUGCAUGAUGUGCCAGUUACUAAGAAUGGGAGACCAAUAAGUAAAUACUAGGCAAAUGCCAAUAUUCCUAACAAUUCUGAACGCAAGUAGAUUCUGUCAUUCUUAAAGAAAUUCGACGGCGAAUAUUGUAAAUGUUUUUUUUAAUGACACAAUUGUAAAUGAAGAUGUUAGAAGUAAAUAAACUAUAAUAAAAUUUU
Leptopilina heterotoma is the source of this 2747-nucleotide messenger RNA. RefSeq lists its product as uncharacterized. Bases 193 to 2601 code for a protein of 802 amino acids. The transcript is spliced from 2 exons. The record is from RefSeq and is a predicted model, not a curated record. Lineage: Eukaryota; Metazoa; Arthropoda; Insecta; Hymenoptera; Figitidae.